Molecule: messenger RNA, 1644 nt
Organism: Gymnogyps californianus (California condor)
Lineage: Eukaryota; Metazoa; Chordata; Aves; Accipitriformes; Cathartidae
Gene: FOXC1
Product: forkhead box C1
Biological process (GO): anatomical structure morphogenesis; cell differentiation; regulation of transcription by RNA polymerase II
Molecular function (GO): DNA-binding transcription factor activity, RNA polymerase II-specific; RNA polymerase II cis-regulatory region sequence-specific DNA binding
Source: RefSeq, a predicted model, not a curated record
AUGCAGGCUCGCUACUCCGUGUCCAGUCCCAACUCCCUGGGAGUGGUGCCGUACCUCGGCGGAGAGCAGAGCUACUACCGCGCCGCCGCGGCGGCGGCCGGCGGGGGCUACACGGCCAUGCCGGCCCCGAUGAGCAUGUACUCCCACCCGGCCCACGAGCAGUACCCGGCCGGCAUGGCCCGCGCCUACGGGCCCUACACGCCGCCGCCGCAGCCCAAGGAUAUGGUGAAGCCGCCCUAUAGCUACAUCGCCCUCAUCACCAUGGCCAUCCAGAACGCGCCCGAUAAGAAGAUCACCUUGAACGGGAUCUACCAGUUCAUCAUGGAGCGGUUCCCUUUCUACCGGGACAACAAGCAGGGCUGGCAGAACAGCAUCCGCCACAACCUCUCCCUCAACGAGUGCUUCGUCAAGGUGCCCCGCGACGACAAGAAGCCCGGCAAGGGCAGCUACUGGACCCUCGACCCCGACUCCUACAACAUGUUCGAGAACGGCAGCUUCCUCCGCCGCCGCCGCCGCUUCAAGAAGAAGGACGCCGUCAAGGACAAGGAGGAGAAGGACCGCCUGCACCUCAAGGACCAUGCCCCGCCGCGCCCGCCGCCGCCCGCCGCCGCCGAGCCCGAGGGCGGCCCCGCCGGGGGCAGCGCCGCGCCGCCGCCGCCGCCCGUCCGCAUCCAGGACAUCAAGACGGAGAACGGCACGGCCUCGCCGCCGCAGGCCGUGUCCCCCCCGGCCGCGCCGCCGCUCGGCGCCGUGCCCAAGAUCGAGAGCCCCGACAGCAGCAGCAGCCUCUCCAGCGGCGGCAGCCCCCGCAGCACCCUCCCCUCCAGCCGCUCCCUCAGCCGAGGCCCCGAGCCGCCGCCGCCGCCCCCGCCGCCGCCCCCGCCGCCGCCCCACCACCACGGCCCGGGCUUCAGCGUGGACAACAUCAUGACCUCGCUGCGGGGCUCGCCGCAGGCCGCCGCCGAGCUGGGCGCCGGCCUCCUGGCCCCCGCCGCCGCCGCCCCGCGCACCGGCAUCCCGCCCGCCCUCUCCCUCGGCGGCUACUCGCCGGGCCACAGCUCCGUCUACGGCUCGCCCUGCGGCCAGGCGGCCGCCGGCGCCGCCGGCGGCACCUACCACUGCAACAUGCAGGCCAUGAGCCUCUACGCGGCGGCGGGCGGCGCCGACCGACCCGGCCACCUGCCCGCCGCCGCCGCCAGCCCCGCCGAGGACCCGCUGCCCGACUACGCCAUGCCCACGGGCGGCGGCGGCGGCGGCGGCGGCGGGGCGGGGGGCGGCGGCGGCGGCGGAGCGCUGGGGCACGGCGGGCUGGGCGGCGCGGCGGGCGGCCACCAGGAGGGGCACCAUCCGCACCCGCACCCGCACCAGGGCCGCCUGGCCUCCUGGUACCUCAACCAGGCGGCGGCGGCGGCGGCGGCAGCGGCGGCAGCGGCGGGGGAGCUGGGCCCGCUGGCGGGCGCGGCGGGCUACGCGGGGCCGCAGCAGGGCUUCGCCGCCGCCCCGCGGGAGGUCUUCGAGGCGCCGCGGCUGGGCCUCAGCGCCUCGCCGGCGGGGGGCGGCGGCAGCUGUCAGAUGGCCUUCCCCGGCAGCCAGCCGCUCUACCGCACCUCCGGGGCCUUCGUCUACGACUGCGGCAAGUUCUGA